AUGGUAGCCGUCCGCAUCUUCAAGUUCCAGAAAGAGAACCUCGAUAUCCCCUCUCACCUCAAAACAGUCAUACCAACAGAACUCCGCGACGCAUUUUAUCGCGCGAGAUUCGCAGCCGGAGUAGCCUUUCGAUACGUAGAGUAUAUGGCACUCCGCCACGCAAACCGCUAUCAGGCGAUGUGCCCGGCCAAAAGCGUCCACUAUCGUAACCACCAACUAUCCAUCUUACGUCUGUUCAGCUGGCACCAUGAUUACCACUGGAGGAACCCGACGCUCGCCCCAACCGAGAAGCUCGACCGAGCCCUUCUUGAUUUCCACAUAGAUCAGACCGCCUACCGGAGCUACGAGGCUUCCUUCAUCAAGUAUCGAGAGUCACUCAUGGUCGGUCCGUUUCGGGCAUGGCAGCACGCGAAGCGCGGGGUGGAGGUCAUGGCCGCAAAGUCGAAGCUUAGUGAGGUGAAUCGCCGCAUGUGGAAUCAAUUCUGGUACAUCAAUUUUCAGGGAGAGAUGCUGAAAUGGGAGUCUCGGUUUAAGGCGCUCGUUAUCCCGCCUUGGGAGGAGAUUGUUGACGAGCUCUACGAGGCGAUCUUGGAAUGCGUCGAGGGUGCUGAGGAUUUUCUGGCCAAUUCUGGUUAUGAUACUGGGAGCAGGGAUGGUGUCUGA
Molecule: messenger RNA, 663 nt
Organism: Aspergillus alliaceus
Lineage: Eukaryota; Fungi; Ascomycota; Eurotiomycetes; Eurotiales; Aspergillaceae
Exons: 1
Coding region: 1-663 (220 amino acids)
Source: RefSeq, a predicted model, not a curated record